Messenger RNA from Polyodon spathula (Mississippi paddlefish), 2244 nucleotides. RefSeq names its product G-protein coupled receptor 1-like. Gene Ontology annotation, cellular component: plasma membrane. Gene Ontology annotation, molecular function: G protein-coupled receptor activity; complement receptor activity. Lineage: Eukaryota; Metazoa; Chordata; Actinopteri; Acipenseriformes; Polyodontidae. The record is from RefSeq and is a predicted model, not a curated record. The transcript is spliced from 2 exons. Bases 134 to 1222 code for a protein of 362 amino acids. Gene Ontology annotation, biological process: complement receptor mediated signaling pathway; positive regulation of cytosolic calcium ion concentration; inflammatory response.
UAGGUGAGCUUAUAUACACAACACUUCUGCUUUAUCAAACCAUGUGUGCACAGCAAACAUUGUAACUGGCUUUGGGGGACCGGAAAAAAGGCUGCAGGAAAACGCUUCUCUUCACUCAAGGCAGUUGGAUUCAAUGAAAGGUUUGUCUUCAGGACAAAAGGAAAGAAUGGAAGAGCUUGACAUCACUCUUGCUCCCUCAAGCUUCUCAUCCCACCUCAAAAGGGGAUUGAACAGCUCUUCUCAAGCAGAGGAAGUGAUGCACAUUGUAGCCGCUGCUGUCUACACCCUCAUCUUCCUGCUGGGCACCACUGGAAAUGGCCUGGUCAUCUGGAUCACUGGUUUCAAGAUGUCCCGAACAGUCAACACCAUCUGGUUUCUCAACCUGGCCAUCGCUGAUUUCAUUUUUGCUGCCCUGCGGCCUUUUGCAGUGGUGAGGGAAGCGAUGAGGUCCCAUUGGCCCUUUGGCUCAACUCUCUGCAAGGUCAACGGCUUUGUUAAGUACCUUAACAUGUACGCCAGUGUCUUCAUCCUGACAACUAUCAGCAUUGACCGCUAUGUUUUGGUGGUCCACCCUGUUUGGUCGAGAAACAACCGGUCCACUAGAAAGGCCUCCAUCAUCGCCAUAGUUGUGUGGAUUAUUGCGACCUUCUUUAGUGUGCCUUAUAUAUUUCUGAGAGAUGCGGUGAUGGAUUCAAGAGAUCAGAACAAGACCAGAUGCGACUUCAGCUUCCUUUUUGAGGACUCAGAUGAUAAAAGGAGAAUCAAUCUAGCUUUGUAUGUUACUCGCUUCACCUUUGGAUUUCUAGUACCCUUUUUGGUCAUAACCACCUGCUAUGUGAGCAUUUGCUUUAAGAUCAAAGACAGAAACUGGUCCAAUUCAAACCGGCCCUUCAUAAUCAUAGUGGCUACCAUCGUCACCUUCUUUGUGUGCUGGGUGCCCUACCACGUCUUCAACUUUUUGAAGACUACCAACCUCCCAAAGCAGUUUCUCGAAGUUGGCUACAGGAUAUCCACCAGUAUAGCCUACCUUAACAGCUGCCUCAACCCUCUUAUGUACCUUUUUGUGGGCUACAGUUUCAGGGAAAGGGCGGGUGUAUCUCUUCUUUCAGCCCUCAAGAGUGUUUUUGCUGAUGACCCAAACCAGGCAAAGCUGAACUUAAGUUCUGAGAGCGUGCGUCUGACGCUGCGUAAAAUGACUGGUACACUCACUAGUAAAGAAUAGCUGUUGACUGUGCUCUGCUGUUGCCAAGCAAGUUGCCCGUCACUUGAAAGGUCCAGUCCUUCACCAAUGAUAAGGCUUCAUUAGCUGGCACUGCCUCACAGUGGCAGGCCGCUGUCAUUUUCAGAUUUCAUUUUUUAGUUAAAAUAACACCCUAAACAUCUUUUAUUUUCAACUUUCUAGAAUAAUGUUGCUGUUAGACCAUUUUAUGAAAUGUUGUAAACCUAGAAAUUGGUAUGCAUGUACUUUAUUUGACGUCUGCUGCACUUGCACGAAUUGUUUGUGUUCAUUUUUGUUUCAUGUUUUUUAAAACAUUUUUUUUUUUUUUUUUUAUAAAGGUUAACUGGCAUAAAGUCAGUGUAAAGAAGUAGCUGAGUUGGUAGUCCGAAUAAAACACGCAUUUUGAAGUUAUCGCAUGGCCUGGCAAAGUUCUAACGUACUGCAUCCUGGUCGCUCCUGGUAACUACUUUAUCAAUCGAAUGAAUGAAAAGUCAUGACUCAAACUGAGAACUCUUCAGCUAAACUAGCUCUAAUCUGAUAAAGCCAAGAAAAUGGCAAUUAGCUAUUGGAUUUCUGGUUGAGUCUAGAAAGUUUGAUUUCAUUCUAUAGCUCAUUAAUCAUCAGGGUACAUAGGUAUGUUAAUAUCAGACGUUGACAACUUCAGAUGACAUGCACUUGCAUAUUAUAUGUUCAAGUUGUAUUUGUGUUUGUCUCCCAAUGUACUGCAUACAAUAUUGUACAGUAAUUGUAUGACUGGCAUACUUUGUGAAAAAGAAAUACCUUCGUUGCUCUGCUACCACAUGUGACCACUGAAAUGUGUUAAAUAAAAUUUUACAAAAAAAAAAAAAAAAAUCAUUUUGGGUGUCCAUUUAAAUUUAGCUGCAGGACAUAUAAGAAAAAAUGUUCAUGUGUUGAAUUCAAAAGGAGAAAAGCUGUCCUCCCUCACCUUUACAAUUGAGUACCAACCAAUGGCAAUUAACUGUUUUACAAUCCGAUUGGAACCGAAUUUUCCCCUCAUCCAGAGA